GGCGAAUCGGUUGAGAGGAAAAACUCCAAAUUCGCUCCAAAACGCUCUCUGUGCAAGUCGUCUGGCUGCAACGACAAAGUUUGACAGGUUAUUUUGUCAAAAUAUUUUUUCCCACUGGUUAGAGAAACGACAAAAGUAUAGAAGUGCCAUCAAAGGUGCCUCAGUUUGCGAAAGUAUCUGCGGGGAACUCAAAAGUGGCAAUAAACAGAAUGUCAGAAAAGGGGACGGGAGCAGGCAAAGCGGCAUCAGCGGCCAGUAAGGGAACGGCAAAUAAGCAGAGAAGCAGGAGGAAAUCAGAACUAAACGACAAGUCCGAGUCGGACUCUUCGUUCGGUAGGCUCGUCGAUAGGAGCAUGUUUGCGGAAGCCAAGAUCAUAUCAGGUGUGUCUACAAAAUCGUCAAUCAGUAUCACUGGUUUAGAUAACAUAUGGGAUUGCGCGGUUGCUGAUAAUCUUCCUGAGGAUACUAAACAUUUCUACGACCUCUGGGCCAAUAACUAUGAGGAGGACAUGCGUUCCAUGCAGUAUCGCGCUCCUGAAAUCCUCGCAGAAUACAUUAUUAAUACUCUCCGAAUUGACCGAAACGCAAAGAUACUUGACGCGGGGUGUGGAACAGGUCUGCUUGGUGAGGAGCUUAGGAAACGUGGGUUCACUCAUAUGGACGGGGUAGAUUGCAGCCAUUGUAUGCUCGACUUGGCGUUACCAAAAGCGGUCUAUAGAAAAACUGAAGUGGUUCAUGUCUUGCCCAGCAUGACAGAGCCACCCAUACAUGUCGAUUAUCGCUACGAAUGCAUUGCACUCUGCGAUGCAUUUCAGCCUGGUCACAUUACACCUGGUUGUUUGCCGAAGUUGGCUGCCAUGCUUACCGAUAAGGGCGUGAUUGCCUUCUGCCACAGAAAGCUCUCCUCCGACAACCUUCGAAAGAGUGUGUUUGGCCCAGCAGAUUUUGCUGCUGCUGUGGCAGCGUCUGGAGUAACACUUAAAGAGAGCAAAGAUGUUGAAGGUUAUCGAAGAAUGCCCCCUACCAAGGGCCAGCUUGGCUAUUUUGCUAAGUGAGCUUGCCGUAUACACACGUCAGCACAAGGCUCAAUGGACGAUCUAUCCAAUUAGCUUGGCUCGUUUUCCGUCGAGAAAUGAAGUAUCUUUUCAGACGGACGAGUGCAGCUUACACAACCGGUUAUACACGGCCCUGUUGUACAGCAACACGAAUGUUAUUUUCUACUCUGACUCAACAGAUUAUGUCAGACUGUGAGUGCAGUUUUGUGACUUGCAAAUGUUAUUUAAUGUUAAAAAAUAUUUUGUCUUUAUUUGCUGUAAUCCUUAAUUGACUCUUACUUACUACUUGAUUAAAAUCUCAUUAGCUAACAGCGCAAUCGACCCUGAUAAAAUGCCAGAAAUCUCAGUACUUAUUCCGCACUAUGUCCGCGCCUUCUCUUACCUGUUUCGCCCUAACGUAAAAUAAAAAAAAGUUAUGCAUAAUCGUCAGCCAUUAUUUUAAUUCU
Molecule: messenger RNA, 1501 nt
Organism: Varroa destructor (honeybee mite)
Lineage: Eukaryota; Metazoa; Arthropoda; Arachnida; Mesostigmata; Varroidae
Product: methyltransferase-like protein 27
Source: RefSeq, a predicted model, not a curated record